Rotaria sp. Silwood1 is the source of this 3471-nucleotide messenger RNA. The record is from the annotation of a GenBank genome assembly. NCBI's taxonomy places the organism in Eukaryota, Metazoa, Rotifera, Eurotatoria, Philodinida, Philodinidae.
AUGUUAUUAUCAUUGUUUUUUCUAUACGUUUUACUAUGGAAAAAUAUUGCAAUAGCCAUAGAUCCAUUACCAGGUGUUGAUAUAAUUCAAUCCGGUUUUGAUGCUGUAAAAAUGUUGAAUAUUCAAGAGAAAAAUUCAACAUCUAAACUAUUCGAUUUAGGUGAUACAUCAGAAGGUGACAAUUAUACAUUCAAUGUACUUGGCAUUGAUCGUAUUUAUUCAACGCCAUUAAAUGUCCACGUUACAAAUGUUGAUUCGAGAAUUGAAACUUAUUCUCAUACAGUUGCAUAUACAUUUAAAGAUUUCUGUUUAAGCUACUUUCAAUCAUAUUCAUUUGAAUAUUCAUAUACAUGUGAACAAGGAAUGAUAAGUUCGAAAUAUCAUCCAAUAUUGAAUAAAGCUCAAAAUAUGAUUAAUACAACAAAACAAACUGCUAUUAUUUCAACUGUAUGGUGGGGUCUUUAUUCUAUACAAUUACCUCCAGCAUAUUUACUUGACUUUGAUCCAUUGUUCAACAAAAGUAUACAAAUAUUGAAUAGUCGUGUAUCUGAUCCUUAUACAGAAGAUCAACAAUCUUUAUACAAUAAAUUUAUUGAAACAUUUGGUACUCAUUAUAUCUCAUCAGUCAUCAUGGGUGGUUUAAUCAACACAUAUACAUUUAUUAAUCAAACUACUCAUUCACAGUAUAAUUAUUCAAAAACAUUACAAGACAUAUCUCAUACAGUAUCGAGUGAAAAUCGUAUUCAAACCAAUUUAUCAUUAUCAGAAAAUUCACAAACAUUCAUCUUCUAUGAACCUUCAAUAAAGGCUAAUAGUUCAAAAUCAGAUUGGUUUACUUGGAUACACGCUCUUGAUAAACGUCCAAGUGUAAUUAAUCGAACAUUAAUUUAUCUCACAUAUUUACUAGAUGAUUAUCCUGAAGUCCAAAAUCAUCUUCAAAAAACCAUUGAUUACUAUCAAAAACAUGGUGUAUUACCUACAUUAGCACAAUUAAAUGGUAAAAAAAACUUUAAAUUAUCGUCUACUCAUCUACCAUCAAUAUAUGGACUUGAUAUUGUUGGUUGUGGUUUUGAUAUUCUAUCUAUGCAAAGUAAAUUAUGUCUAAUUGAUAUAUCAAAGAUGAAUGAUGAAAAUCAAUAUAUUGAUCCUUUUAAUAGAUCAUUAAUCUAUUCAGUACCAAUUGGUUUCUAUGCUAUAGAUACUCCUGAUUCUUUAACAUUGAAUUUUUCUAUUCAACUUAGAACAAUUGAUGAUUAUUAUAAACGUACAUUUUAUUCAACACAUUCAGAUAGUUUUGGAUUUUUAGGAUUUGGUGCGAGUCAUAAUUAUAAAUCAAUUGAAACAUUUUAUCGACGAUUUUAUGAAGAAAAUUAUUAUCUUGCAUUACGACUAUUACAAAUAAAAUGGUAUACACUUUCUAUGAUUACUUUUCCUUAUCCAAAAUUAAAUAGUAUAGCACAGAAUGCAAUAGAAAAACUACCAAAUACAUUCAAUUCUAAUAAUACAAUAAAAUUCAAUCAAUUUUUUUCAACAUUUGGUACUCAUUUUGUUCAAAGUGCAGAUAUGGGUGGUCUUCUACAAUCUGAACUUUGGUAUAAAAAAUGUUUAUUAUAUACGAAAUCUGAAACAUGGAUUAAAGAAGAAUCAAAUAAGUUUUGGUGGUUCUUUUCAAGUAGUCAAUCAUCAUCAUCUUAUCAAUCAUCAAUAGAUCAACAAUUUAAAGAAUAUUCAAUGUUUUCAUCGAAAUUAAUUGGUGGUAAUCAAUUUAUGAAUACAACAUUAUGGGAACAAUGGGCACCUACUGUUAAGUCAAAUCCAAAGGCAGUACAAUAUUAUCUCAGACCUAUUUAUACUCUACUACCUGUAGGACAACAACGUACAGCUUUAGCAGAUGCUUUAGCCUAUCUUCGAACAAAUGCUGAUACUAAUGCAAAAGAAUAUAUUUCUCAAUUGAAAGAAUUAAAUCCACCGCCACAAAGAGAUUGCGGUUUAAACAAAAAAAAACGACAUUUACGUUUAGAAAAAUCGCAACGUCAGAAACGAAGUCUAGCAUUAAAUGCAAAUGCUGCUCGUCAAGCACUAUGUCCAAUUGUUGGCUACAAUGGUUCAUUCUGUCCAGGAACAAAUAAGAAUGUAAAGUCGACGGCAAGAGUCAUGAAAACAAUUACACAAUUACAUCGUGGGGUUGGUAUGACUAUUGAUAUUAGUACUGGUAAACUAAUGUUACCUGUAUUAGAAUUAACUUAUCCAUCAAAAUUGAAAAUAUGGAAAGAUGAGAAAGGCUCAGGUCGAUCAUUUUCUAUUCCGAAUGAAAUAAGUUUAACACCCGUAGAUGUUAAUCGAGAUAAUAAACCUACAUCAUAUAUUUAUCCUACUCCAAUGCAACUUGCUGAUGUGUGGACUCGUGCUAGUGGUAGUGGUAGUUGGUUGGGUGGUGAAUUAGGUCACACAAAAUCAGUUCUAGAUAUUAAUUUGAAGUUUUUUUCUAAACAACAAGCAACAGCUAUUACUCAACAACCAAUCGGAUUGUAUCGACUCGAAGUGAAUAAUUUAACAUUAAAUGAAUAUGUUAAAGAAGCUAUAAGUCUAUUACCAGCAACAUAUGAUGCAAGUAUCUAUAGUGAUUUUAUGGAUACAUGGGGUACUCAUAUUGCUGUUUCAACAUUAAUUGGUGGUAUGGUUGAACAACAAGUUGUUUUUAAAAAAUGUAUGUUAUCAAUGUUAGCAUUGAUUGGUAAUAACAUACUCGAUAGUUAUCUAACAGCAGAUUUAACAUCAAAUAAAACAACAAACAGUUUAUAUACACAACGACGACAAUUGACACUUAAUCAUCGUUUAGGAGGUAAUCCGACAAUAAAUGAUCACUCAACAUGGAUUCGAACAAUUGCUUCCAAUCCAGCAUUGUUAAAAAUUGAUCGUUAUAUUCCUUGGUGGGAUGUUCUUACAGAUACUAAAAUUAAGCAAAACAUGCAAAAAGCAAUUGCCGAUCGUUUAGAUCAAGUAGCUAAAAACCAAAAUCAACUAGAAUCUCAAAAUCAAAAUUCCUUAGGUCUUGAAACAAUUGAUGUUUCUGUUGGCUUUACACUACCUCGUAUAGUAUGGGACGGUUUUAUUCCUCGUCAAGAUGGACAAAUGUGUCUAACUGUUGGACCUAUUCUAUUGAAUACUUCAUCGCUAUGUAAUAAUGAAUGUAAUUUAGGACAAUUUAUUGUAACAAAUGAAACAUUAACAGGUUUCGAAAAUUUAUUUACUUAUAAACGUGAUAAUACUACCGGAUCGUUUCAUAUUGUAUUCAACGAUUAUAAAAACAGUAAAGUCGUUGUUGGAUCAGAAGUUUAUGGUGCAGGAUGUUCUGCAAUCGAGCCAAAUAAUAACAAUAAUAAUAUGCGGAUUUUUCCAGUACUGGUUUGUUCGGGUUGUACACUCACUUCAACUCAUGAUGGUUGUUCAUGUCCAUGUCCUAUAUAUUGA